AUGGUGGAUUUGGUGGAUGACAACUCACUUCACCGUUUCUUUCGCACCGUCAAGCCCAGGCAUGACAGCAUUGCAAACCCGGGAGCUACACCAGCCUCCCUGGGGGCAUCGGCAAAGCCCUCACGUUUCAAUGUGAAACUUAAUUCUCACCGCCCGUUGCCAACGGUCCAGGACCUCGCAAAGCCCCCACUGUGGACCUCCGCUAGCCCAGCCAAGCACAUCGCAUAUCCAGCCCCCGAUUGGGGCAUCCCCCUCCCCCCCCCACCGACCCCAAAGCGCUCUCAUUCAGGAGGCGAACUCCUCGCAUCGGGGGGGCUAGAAAUCCCUCCUCCCCCUGCACCGCCUCGCAGUUUGCAACAGCGAGCCCCGCAAAAGUCGCAACAUCACGAAGCACAGUCCUCCUGGUGCCAAAUCUUGCAUAGCAUCGCCGAAGCCUCGGCUCUUUUUCAGUCCUUGCAGGGUUGCAAAGAAGCCGACAAGCACAUUUCUGCAGUCCUUAGGGAGUAUCGUCCUGGCACCUUGGAACGGUAUCUCCGCAUCGCAUGGCUCAUUCUGAUGUUUCUUUCCAGCUCGGGGGUUGCUUCCUCUGAGAUAGCACUGCAUCACCUGCUUGAUUUCUUGGCCGCCGCACGAGCAUCGCACAGCCAAGACCGCGAAGUUCACCAAAUUUCCGCGCCGUCUGCCAUCAAAGCGCUCCGCUGGUUGUCCCGCCAGGCACAGUGGAGCGCUUUGGCAACAGCACUGGACAGCCCGGUUAUCAGAGCAUAUGCGGUGCGAGGCACGGCCAAAGAUCGCCGCGAAGCGUUGCCAAUUCCGUGGUGUUUGGUGGCAUCCUGGGAACAGGUGGUUUGUCAGCCACGCACCGCACUGUCCACAAAACUCGCCCUGGGAGCUAUGCUUCUAGCAACGCAUGCCAGCUUGCGCUUCGGAGACGUGCAACGCAUUGACGUCUCCUCGCUCUCGCUUAGCUGCAGCGCACUGCACGGCACAUGCUACGCAACAAAAACCACCAACAUGGGGCAACCGUUCGCGGUUGCACUAGGGGGCAUUUCCGGCAGAGACACCGCCUCUUGCUGGACGCUGCACUGGCUUGCCGCACUGCGCAGUGCACUGGAACACACGAAUACACCCAGAGAUCGGGUAGAUUUUCUUUGGUUUAACGCACAGCCGGAGCUAGCCAAGCUACGAGAAAUAGCGCCGGCAUCCUAUUGCACAGCAAUGCUCAUACUUAGGUGGGCCGCAACUUUGCCCUGGCAACAGCCGGGGCAGGGGCUUCACAGCGCGGAGGCCAAGCAGCUCACUUUGCACAGCAUGAAGAGCACCGCAUUGGCUUCUGCGGCGCAGCUUCGCUUGGACAAAGAGCUUCGCCUCUUUCAAGGCCAUCACCACGACAGCGCAGAUUUGUAUUCACGCAACGACGUGUUUGCCAGCCUGGAUGUUCAGCACCGCAUCAGCAAAGCACUCGCCUCUGGAUGGAGAGCGGAGCGCAGCCUUGCACGAGGCGGCCAAGCACCGAUCCCUGAACCCCCCUUCAGCCUGCCGCCAGGCGAACCGGUCACCGCGCUGCCGGCGACGGCGCUGAUGCAAGGCACCUGGCAGUUUUUCGUGACGCGUCACGAAACCCUUCUGGCACAGCACUGUCCGGAUACCAUGGCGUACCCAUCACAAGUGCAACCGACCCAGAUUCAGGAGGAAUCGCAGGCAUCGCCUGGCAGCGGCCUCCCCUCGGACGAGGAGGCAGACAUGGUUGAGCGAGCAGCGCUGCAUCGAGCUGACAGUAUCAGCUCUGCCUCCUCCUCCGUUUCUAGCACAGCAUCGCAAGUUCAUAAGCCUCUCGUGGUUAGGGCGGAAUUCUCAGCCCGUUUCGCCUGCAUGGGACCAUGGGGCAGGUGGCACGCACUGUCACUGGACGGACCCGCUGGCCAAACAAGCCGCACCGCAUGUGGCAUGGAACUUGGCAUUGCUGCGCAAGUCUCAGAGUUCCCGCAGGAACCAUACUGCAGACGCAAAGCUUGCGCAAACGCUCGACGCACUGCAGAGUCCUAA
Molecule: messenger RNA, 2046 nt
Organism: Symbiodinium necroappetens
Lineage: Eukaryota; Dinophyceae; Suessiales; Symbiodiniaceae
Source: the annotation of a GenBank genome assembly